AUGGUGCAGCAGAGGCUUGACCGCAGCAAGGGCGUUGUUGACAUGCGGUACGUCAAACAUGGUGUCGACUCGGGGUGCAGCGUGGCGAAGGGCAUGGCGAAGGGCAUGGUGACCAUGACCGCCGUCAGCGACCACAGCCUCAAGCGCCUGUCCGCAAUGCCCUACGCCUACCAAGGCGUAGAGGCGAAUUGCUUCCUGGUAUAG
Gaeumannomyces tritici R3-111a-1 is the source of this 204-nucleotide messenger RNA. RefSeq lists its product as hypothetical. The record is from RefSeq and is a predicted model, not a curated record. Bases 1 to 204 code for a protein of 67 amino acids. NCBI's taxonomy places the organism in Eukaryota, Fungi, Ascomycota, Sordariomycetes, Magnaporthales, Magnaporthaceae. The transcript has a single exon.